UUGAUUUUUGAAAAUUAGGGAUGUUUGAAUAAUCAGUGUCUGUUUGUGUUUUUAGGCAUAACUGUAAUUAGGAUUAACAAAAUUAGCCAUGAUUGAUUGCUUUGUGUCUGUUUUUGCGAUAAACAUGUUAGCAAGCUUCUUGUAAUCAUUGGACUAGCCACUAAACUAAACCACUAGAGAAGAAUAUUGACGAAGUUGCUUUCUUAGUCGUAUUGUUCUUGUAAUCAUGGUUUUGAGGUUCUUGCGUAUCGUUUUCUCCAAUUGUGGUGAUGUGUUGUUGAGAAGCUUUUUCCGGGUGCGAUUCAGCUUGCUCAGGGAGUUAGGUUGGCUAUGGCUGUUUUAGCUAGGAUUUAUCGCGAUAUUGGUGUCUUGAAAGUGCAUCUCGCUGGUAGUAGGGAAAAAGAGACCGUGGUGGUGAAAGUCUCCGCUUCAGUUUGUGAAGGUUUGGGCUUUAGAGAGAAUCAUGGAGUUUCAACUACCAGUGCAGCCAAGUCAGUUAGAGCCCUUUGAACCACAUAUAGCACGGUGACACCAACAUACUGAUCAUGCUGGCAGUCAGGAUGUGUCCUUGAAGAUAUUAGAGCGGUUGUGAACUCGGCCAAAGAAAGCUUUGAGUUUUGACUAUAGUCCCUGUGAAGAACUUCAAAUUCCAAAGGUUUAAGUGGAAAAUGACCGUUUGAUUCGUGUAAUAAGACCUGAGAGACCACUGUAGGCUUUGGUCGGUGUUUGAGGUUCGCAAAACUGGUUGAGUGUUUUUUUCCAUAUAUUAAAAGGUAGGGUUCAAUUAAUAGAGUUAUCAUCUCCCCUGCCUCUAAAAUCAUCAUGAAGCUUAGAAGGAGAAGGGCUUCGGAAGUGGUGAGUGUUCCUAAACCACGUUAUUAAAGUGAUUGAUUAUGUUCUUCGUAAUACCUCCAAGUGGUCUAUGGUUCCGAGGAGAGCUUGUUGCCUGAAUGCUUAUACAUUAUCUUUCGGAGGGCAAAAGAUUUUGGGGGUGGAGUAUUCUCGCUUGCUGCUACCAUCAUGUGUGAUCUCAUUCAUAAAGAUCCCACUUGUUUCAAUGCUUUAGAUUCAGCUAGUAUAACGUCUUGUUCUUGUUUGUUUUUGGAUUAAUAAUGCAGCUCGGCUACUAACAGGUUGAUCACAUCAAAGGAUCAUGCAUUGGUCAUCUCGAUGCUGAUGGGGUGUACACUGACAUUGUUAACACUUUCUUGAAACGAUAUAGGGUGAUGCCGACAGUGGAGUCAACAGGCUAUGUCAGAAGAAGAAAGUUGAAGCCAAACAACAUUAUAAACCGGAUCUAGUUUUUCUGUUUUACUCCGGUUUAAAUUAACAAGUCGGAGCGGCGGAGAGGGAGAGAGAGGAAGGCGAUGAUGUUAAACCCUAGCAAUGGCGGAACCGAGGAAGAGGAGAAGAAGAUGAAGAAGGCGAAGGUGAUUGUGAUAAUGGGUCCAACAGGGUCUGGGAAAUCUAAGCUUGCCGUUGAUUUGGCGUCUCAUUUCCCGGUGGAGAUUAUAAACGCUGACGCAAUGCAGAUUUACUCUGGACUCGACGUUCUCACCAAUAAGGUCACCAUCGACGAGCAGAAAGGAGUGCCUCAUCAUUUACUUGGGACAGUGAGCCCAGAUUUGGAGUUCACAGCUAAGGAUUUUAGAGACUUCACUGUUCCACUUAUUAAAGAGAUCGUUUCUCGCAAUCACAUUCCAGUUCUUGUUGGAGGAACAAAUUAUUAUAUACAGGCUGUUGUGAGUAAAUUUCUUCUUGAUGAUGCAUCAGAAGAUACGGAGGAGUGUUGUUCAGAUGUUGCUUCAGUGGUUGACAAAGGCUUGGAUGUUGAGUCUGUCUGCGGGAGAGAUGAUUUGAGCCAUGGAUAUGACCUUCUAAAAGAGCUUGAUCCUGUGGCAGCAAACAGAAUUCACCCCAAUAAUCACCGAAAAAUUAAUCGAUUCCUGAGCUUGCAUGCUAGUAAAGGAGUUCUUCCAAGCAAGCUAUAUCAGGGAAAGGCUGCAGAGAACUGGGGCUGCAUCGAUGCCUCUCGUUUUGAUUACUGUUUGAUAUGUAUGGACGCGGAAACCCCGGUACUGGACAGAUAUGUUGAACAAAGAGUCGAUUCCAUGGUAGAAGCUGGACUACUCGAUGAAGUAUAUGACAUCUAUAAACCAGGAGCCGACUAUACUAGAGGCUUAAGGCAAUCGAUAGGCGUCAGAGAGUUUGAAGAUUCCCUGAAAAUGCAUCUCUCUGGGAGACAUGCUGAACAGUUAACGAACUCAAGCAGAGAUGAUAAGGCUAUGAAGGAGAGUUUGAGGAAGACUCUGAAAUUCCCGAAAGAUGACAAGUUGAGGAUUAUGUUAGAGGAAGCAAUUGAUAGGGUGAAGUUAAAUACCAGAAGGCUCGUUCGUCGUCAAAAAAGGAGAGUGAGUAGGCUAGAAACUGUCUUUGGCUGGAAUAUUCAUUACAUUGAUGCAACAGAGUACAUAUUAAGCAAAGCUGAAGAGUCAUGGGAUGCACAAGUGAUUAAACCUGCUUCAGAGAUUAUCCGGUGUUUCCUGAUGACAGGAACUGAUACGGGUCGUGAUUUAACAUCAGGAAAGUCGCUUGAAAGAGAUCUAUGGAGUCAAUAUGUUUGUGAGGCUUGUGGAAACAAGGUACUAAGAGGAAGACACGAGUGGGAGCAACAUCAACAAGGUCGUACACAUCGUAAGAGAACCACUCGACUCAGAAUGGCCCAAACUUUGAAAAGUAGAGAUAAGCAAGAAGAACCAAUUCAUGAGUGACUCAGAUAUUACAGUAAAUGUGUGUCCCAUUUAGACUCAAAUAUUCAAAACCCAUCCCAUCAACGCAUUACGAUUUUUCUUACAUUUCCAAAAUCAAAUGUCUAUUCUAAUAAUCACAUCAGUGUCUUAUAAAGGCAUUACAAAAAAAUUGAAUGCCUAAUCUAUUGUCAACAGUUUGGUAA
Molecule: messenger RNA, 2953 nt
Organism: Camelina sativa (false flax)
Lineage: Eukaryota; Viridiplantae; Streptophyta; Magnoliopsida; Brassicales; Brassicaceae
Source: RefSeq, a predicted model, not a curated record